Messenger RNA from Durio zibethinus, 2239 nucleotides. Its product is annotated as protein LURP-one-related 8-like. The record is from RefSeq and is a predicted model, not a curated record. NCBI's taxonomy places the organism in Eukaryota, Viridiplantae, Streptophyta, Magnoliopsida, Malvales, Malvaceae.
AAGAAAAUCAAAUAAAUGGUCAAUGGAACACCGUCUGCAAAAUAUAUAAGAAACAGCAUUUGGCAGUAGACGAGUGUCCACUGCCCCAACCGCAAAUUACAUCUCUAAAAAUCUUAUUUUAAGAGAAGAAGCAUAAUUUUUAGCUUGCUUUGAAGCAAAGACAGCUUAAGGGCUAUUUUUUGUUUUUACCUCAAACCUUUUCCGUCUUUUUAAAAUGCACCGAUUGCUCAAUGUUCAUCAUCCAAUCUACUGUCUCUUCCCUUUUCGCUUUCUUCAAUUAUUUUCUUCGCCCAAUCAAAUGCUAGUUUGACGUCAUUACAUGGUGGCGCACUCGUCUUAGACUUUUGCACCCAAUUUGUGCGUCUCUUCUAUUCUCUCUCGACCCCAUUUUUUCCGCUUUACAUAUAUUGCCCUCUAUGCCUAACCGUCCACCCAAACCAAGGUAGCAAGGUUGGCAUUGGCUUUUCUCUCUUUUUUUUUUUUUCAUCUCUCACUUUGAUCACAAUAGUGAGUUGAGUUGAGUUGAGUUAAGCGUUGGUUGACUUGCAAUUUUCUUUCCAAAUUAGAGCUAAAAAAGGGCUGGAAUCUUUUACGCGAAUGACAAAGGUCUAUCCCAACGCUAGUUUCAUCGGCAGCAAUGCCAUCUCCGAGAGGCCGCCUAAGCUGUUAGUAGAAGCUGAAACUAGGGAGGAGGCAAUUCUAACGGUCUGGAGAAAAUCUUUGCUGUUCAACUGUAACGGCUUCACUGUGUUUGAUGGUAAAGGUAAUUUGGUAUUCAGGGUAGAUAAUUACAUGGAAGGCAACAAGGGUGAGAUCCUUCUCAUGGAUGCGACUGGCAACCCUCUCCUCACCAUCCGCCGCAAGAAAAUGAGCCUCGGAGAUAGCUGGCUGGUUUACGAGGGAGAAACAUUAGUGAAUCCCCGACUUUCUGUCAGGAAAUCAGUCAAAAUCCUAAACAACAAGUGCUUGGCUUACGUUAUCCCUGGGAACACUAACAAUCGAAAUAAAAACAUCAUGUACGAGAUUGAAGGGUCAUAUUCCCAACGAUGUUGUGCUGUGUACGAUGACAAGAGGAGGUUAGUGGCAGAGAUCAGGAGGAAAGAGGCUGUUGGAGGGGUUGCCUUUGGAACCGACAUCUUCCGUCUUGUUGUUCAGCCUGAUAAUAUCAGGACAGACUUUGCCAUGGCUCUAGUCAUCCUUCUUGAUCAAAUGUUCGGAUCUUCAAGUCGCUGACUAUAAUUUUCUUUACCAAAAUACUAUAUAUAUAAAAACAUAGCAACAAUUUCCAAAUUGCAUCAUCAGCAUAUUCCCCACCAAAUCGCUUACUUUUGUAAAAAAAGAAAAAGAAAAAGAAAAAAAAGAACUGAAGCUGGUUUCUUUGGUCUUAGGGCUUGCUUUUUUCGUUUUAGAUAAAAAACCAAGCUCCCAGUGGGAAUGUAUACUCAUUCAAUAGAAGAAUAAUUUUUCUGUUUUUCUCUCUUUCCUUAUAUUUGGAUGGUUGUUUAUGAUCUGGGUUUUUCUUUGUCGACUAACAUUAAAAAAUGAUGACAAAAAAUUCCUAUAAUAAUAGUGAGGACUGCAACUUUAGUUACAAUCAAGAUGGAAUCUAUUCCAUAAAAAAACACGGUAGGACCACCACACUCCAAUUUACAUCUGUACAAACUUAUUGUCACACGUCAAAAGAUCUACCAUAAGGAAUCCAAAGCGAAAUUGGCAACGGAUCCAAAUUGAAAGCGAAAAUUCUAGAGAAAUAAAAAAAUUUGAACAUGUACGUAUGCAAUUGUGUAUGAUCCAUCCUUUUGAGUUGUUACGACUCUGUUCUUAUAUAUAUGGUAUGGGGUGAAGUUGACCUGAGAUGUACUCAUCAGAUGACUCCUUUUUUGGUGCUUUGAUUGCAGUAAAUUUGCUUAAAUUUCUACUACAUAUAGCAUCCAUAGAUUCUUCUCCUAUUCGCAUCACUUUAUAUCUUUUUAUUUUUUUUUUGUGAUUUCCUAUCAAAUAUAAUCCACCGGCCUUGCGUGGAUUGCCGCUUUACUUGGGCUAACACAAUACUAAUUCAAAAUAAAAUCUCCGAUGUGUAUUAAUUGCUUGAUAAAUUGAAGAGAAUAUAAUAUAUUGUUUGACUAAUCAGAAAGAAGAGGAUAAAGUCCAAAGGGACUUGUGGACUCAAUACACAUUUAAGGUCAGCUAUGGCUGAAAAGAAAUCAGUCUGUAAAAUUUUCAUUUACCAUUGUGUGUU